Messenger RNA from Puma concolor (puma), 13473 nucleotides. The record is from RefSeq and is a predicted model, not a curated record. NCBI's taxonomy places the organism in Eukaryota, Metazoa, Chordata, Mammalia, Carnivora, Felidae.
AUGGCUGGUUUCCUGGGUGUGUGCAUCUACACUGGCUGCCCAAACUGCUCUCCAGAAAGGCCCUGCCAGUCCACACCCAACGGUGACGGCGAGACGCCCGAGGCGGAGGAGGAAGGCGAGGAGGCAGAGGCGGAGGCUCAGCCAGCGGAGUUGGAGGCCAGCGACCACAGACUGGGGGGCCGGCAGCUGCAGGGGGGCGGCCUCCCCGAGCUCUGGGGCCGAGCUCGCAGCUCCAAGAAUUUGCAACUGAGAAACGAUUCCACAGAUCAGCUUGUAUUAGGCAUCGGGGAUGAAGAAGUCGACAAAGAGAGUUUAGAAGACCUGCCUGUCAAGAGAACCGUUAAGCACAUCGUGGAAAAGACAUAUCUCCAUGUGCUUUGUACUCCCGUUCCUGAGGAGUUCCUGGACCAGAAUGUGGUGUAUUUUCUCCGAAAUACAAAAGAGAUGAUCUCUGAAGCUACCAACAUGAAGGAAGCCAUGGAGAUCAUGCCCGAGACCCUGGAGUAUGGAAUUAUCAACACUAACGUGCUUCAUCUUCUGAAGAAUAUCAUAUGUCAGGUUUUCAUGCCAGCUCUGUCCUUCAAUCAGCACAAGGAUGCGGCCACGGGAUUUGCGUCCGAGAAAAUCUCGGACUCUUCCGAGUAUGAAGCGGGGCUCCCUAGUGUGCCCGGGGAAACGUAUCACAGCAUGCAGUUAAUACGGGAUGAAUUUUUAAUGAACAUCCAGAAAUUUGCAAAUAAUAUUCAAAGGACAAUGCAGCAACUGGAAGGGGAGAUUAAGUUGGAAAUGCCAAGCAUCAGUGUGGACAGAGAGGUGUCUGACCUGGCAGCUGACCCGGAAGCCGUUGAAACCUUAGAGCAGUGUGUGAUAAACUGGCUGAAUCUGAUAUCCGCAGCUGUGGAGGGCCAGCUGAAGAAGACCCCUCAGGGUAACGGUCCUCUGGCCGAAAUUGAAUUCUGGCGGGAAAGAAAUGCAACCCUAAGUGCACUCCAUGAGCAAACAAAGCUUCCAAUAGUCAGGAAGGUCUUGGAUGUGAUCAAGGAAUCAGAUUCUAUGCUUGUGGCCAACCUGCAGCCAGUCUUAACUGAAUUAUUCAAGCUCCACAUGGAGGCCUCAGACAACGUGCGGUUUCUGUCCACUGUGGAACGUCAUUUCAAGAACAUCACGCACGGAUCUAGCUUUCACGUCGUCCUGGAGACCAUCCCAUCCAUGAUGAGUGCCCUGAGGAUGGUGUGGAUCAUCUCCCGACACUACAAUAAAGAUGAAAGGAUGAUCCCGCUCAUGGAGCGGAUCGCCUGGGAAAUCGCCGAAAGAGUCUGCAGAGUGGUCAACCUGAGGACUUUGUUCAAAGAAAAUCGAGCCAGCGCCCAGCACAAAACCUCGGAGGCUAGGAACACCCUGCACACGUGGAAAAAGGCCUAUUUCGACACCAGGGCCAAGAUCGAGGCUUCGGGGAGAGAAGCUCGGUGGGAGUUUGAUCGAAAGCGGCUGUUUGAGAGAACGGAUUACAUGGCUGCCAUCUGCCAGGAUCUCUGCGACAUCCUGCAGGUUAUGGAGGAAUUUUACAAUAUAUUUGGUCCAGAACUAAAGGCAGUGACGGGGGAUCCCAAGCGCAUUGACGAUGUCCUGUGCAGGGUGGACAGCCUGGUCACCCCCAUGGAAAACCUGACCUUUGACCCCUUCAGCAUCAAGUCUUCCCAGUACUGGAAAUAUGUGAUGGAUGAAUUCAGGAUUGAAGUUCUGAUCGACAUAGUUAAUAAACUCUUUGUUCAGAACCUGGACAACCCGCCACUGUGUAAGAACCACCCUCCGGUAGCAGGUGCAAUCUACUGGGAACGGUCCCUGUUCUUUCGGAUCAAGCACACCAUCCUCCGAUUUCAGGAAGUGGAGGAGAUAUUGGAGAGUGACCGAGGAAGAGAGGUGAGACAGAAGUACUUGGAGGUGGGUUGGACAAUGAAAGACUAUGAAGACAGAAAGUAUGAGCUGUGGAAAGAGGUAACGGAACAGGCCCUGCCGAAUCUUAUGAAGAAGAGUCUGCUUACUAAGACUUCUGCCGCUGCUGAUGAGGCCGCGAACUCCGAGAAGGGGGCCGUGUUUGUAAUAAAUUUUUCACCUGCUCUCAGGGAGAUUAUUAAUGAAGCAAAGUACUUGGAACAGUUAGGAUUCCCCGUCCCCGAGUUAGCAAGAAAUGUUGCUCUCCAGGAGGACAAAUUUCUUAGGUACACAGACGGAAUACAGCGUAUGCUGGAUCAUUAUCACAUGCUCGUAGGAAAGUUAAAUGAGGCAGAGGCUCUGCUUCUCGACGAUCAUUCCCAGGAGUUGAUAAGAGUGUUUAGGUCUGGAUAUAAGAGGUUAAACUGGAACUCACUAGGUAUUGCUGACUACAUAACUCGGUGCAAACAGGCCAUUGGGAAAUUCGAGUCCCUUGUCCACCAGAUUCAUAAGAAUUCAGACGACAUUUCUUCCAGGCUGACGUUAAUAGAGUCUGUAAAUCUCUUUAAAUAUCCAGCAGCUAAAAGUGAGGAAGAACUCCCAGGCGUGAAGGAAUUCUUUGAGCACAUUGAGCGAGAAAGGGCCAAAGAUGCGGACCACAUGGUCAGGUGGUAUCUUGCCAUUGGGCCUCUGCUGACCAAAGUCGAGGGUCUGGUCAUCCACACCAACACAGGCAAGGCUCCCAAACUGGCCUUCUAUUACGAAUACUGGGAACAUAAAAUUUAUGACGUCUUGACAAAGCUCAUCCUGAAUCUGGCACCUGCCUGCCUUCCUGAGCUCACUUGCUGCAUCUCGUGCUCCCCCGCGCUCAGCCCCACCGGCCUCCGGCAGCAGCACUUGCUCCUCCUCGAAAUGCAUUUUGUCCGAUGGAUGAAUGGCAGCUGUAUAGAAUGCCCUCCUCAGAAGGGGGAGGAAGAAGAACUCGUUGUAAUAAGCUUUUACGAUGAUGUCUCCCUGAACCCUCAGAUAAUUGAACAAGCUGUCAUGAUCCCCCAAAACGUCCACAGGAUUCUGAUCAGUCUUAUGAAGUACCUCCAGAAAUGGAAGAGGUAUCGACCUCUCUGGAAGCUGGACAAAGCCAUCGUGAUGGAGAAGUUCGCCUCCAGGAAACCUCCUUGUGUGUCCUAUGAUGAAAAGUUGCAGUUCUAUUCCAAGAUUGCCCAAGAAGUCAUGCGCCACCCCUUAGUUAAGGACGAGCAUUGCAUCAGGCUGCGGCUGGGGCCUCUGGCGAACACGGUGCAGGAAAACGCCAGGUCCUGGGUGACCUCGCUUGGAAAGCUUCUCAAUGAGUCAGCCAGGGAGGAACUCUAUCACCUCCAUGAAGAGAUGGAGAGCCUGGCCAAAAACCUGAAGAAGAGCCCCAGUACCCUUGAAGACCUCAAGUUUGUCCUUGCAACGAUUGCAGAAAUUAGAAGUAAAUCUUUGGUCAUGGAACUGAGAUACAGGGAUGUCCAGGAGCGAUACCGCACCAUGGCAAUGUAUAAUCUCUUUCCUCCUGAUGCAGAGAAAGAACUGGUUGACAAUAUUAAAAGCAUGUGGUCAAAUCUGUUCAAUGAGUCCGUGAAUGUGGAUCAUUCUCUUGGGGGCAUAAAGAGAACGUUCACAGAGAUUACUCGAGGUGAAAUAUUAAACUACAAACAGCAGAUAGAGGAAUUUGCAAAGCGUUUUUAUCGUGAAGGCCCUGGUUCUAUUGGUGAUGAUCUUGAUAAAGGAGUAGAACUUUUAGCCAUUUUUGAAAAGGAGCUCACGAGACAUGAAAAGAACCGCCAGGAGUUGGCUAACGCUGAGAAACUUUUUGAUCUUCCGAUUACAAUGUACCCAGAGCUGCUCAAAGUGCAGAAGGAGAUGAACAACCUGAGGACCAUUUAUGACCUCUACGAAGCGCUGAAGGUUGCAAAAGAAGAAUGGUCUCAGACCCUCUGGAUCAACCUGAAUGUUCAGUUCCUCCAGGAGGGAAUUGACAGUUUUCUCAGGUCCCUCAGAAGGCUCCCCCGGCAGGUCCGAAACCUAUCCGUGGCCUAUCAUUUGGAAGCGAAAAUGAAGGAUUUCAAAGACUCCGUUCCUUUACUACUUGACUUGAAGCACGAAGCGCUAAGAGACAGGCAUUGGAAAGAACUUAUGGAAAAAACAGGCGUAACGUUUGAAAUGACAGAGACGUUCACCUUGGAGAACAUGUUUGCCAUGGAACUUCACAAACACACAGAUGUUCUCAGUGAGAUCGUAACGGCUGCCAUCAAGGAGAUCGCCAUUGAGAAAGCUGUGAAGGAAAUCUUGGACACGUGGGAAAGCAUGAAGUUCACCGUGGUCAAGUAUUACAAAGGCACACAGGAGCGAGGCUACAUCUUGGGAUCGGUGGACGAAAUCAUCCAGUGCCUUGACGACAACAUGGUCAACCUCCAAAGCAUCUCAGGAAGCAGAUUUGUGGGGCCUUUUCUGCAAACUGUUCACAAAUGGGAAAAAACACUUUCUCUAAUAGGGGAAGUCAUUGAGAUUUGGAUGCUGGUUCAGAGGAAAUGGAUGUAUCUUGAAAGCAUUUUUAUCGGUGGAGACAUCAGGUCGCAACUUCCAGAUGAGGCGAAGAAGUUUGACAACAUCGACAGAGUAUUUAAAAGGAUCAUGGGCGAGACCUUAAAGGACCCCGUGAUCAAGAGAUGCUGCGAGGCCCAGAACCGGCUGGGCGACCUGCAGAACAUCAGCGAGGGCCUGGAGAAGUGCCAGAAGAGCUUAAACGACUACCUGGACUCCAAGAGAAACGCUUUCCCGAGGUUCUUCUUCAUUUCUGACGACGAGCUGCUCAGCAUCCUCGGGAGCAGCGACCCGCUGUGCGUCCAGGAGCACAUGAUCAAGAUGUAUGACAACAUAGCACUGCUGAGGUUUAAUGAUGGGGACGGUGGAGAAAAGCUGGCGUCCGCCAUGAUCUCAGCAGAGGGCGAAGUCAUGGAGUUCCGGAAGAUCAUACGGGCCGAGGGGCGCGUGGAGGACUGGAUGACAGCAGUUUUGAACGAAAUGCGGAGGACCAACCGGCUGAUUACCAAAGAGGCUAUUUUUAGAUACUGUGAAGACAGAAGCAGAGUCGACUGGAUGCUCCUGUACCAGGGGAUGGUGGUGCUGGCCGCCAGCCAGGUGUGGUGGACAUGGGAAGUGGAGGAUGUCUUCCGCAAAGUGCAGAAAGGGGAGAAGCAGGCCAUGAAGGACUAUGGCAAGAAGAUGCACGAGCAGAUCGACGAGCUGGUCACUCGGAUCACCAUGUCCUUAAGCAGGAACGACAGGAAGAAAUACAACACGGUCCUCAUCAUCGACGUCCACGCCAGAGAUAUAGUCGACUCCUUCAUAAGAAGCAGCAUCCUCGACGCCCGGGAGUUUGAAUGGGAAAGUCAGCUGCGGUUUUACUGGGACCGGGGGCCGGAUGAGCUGAACAUCCGCCAGUGCACCGGCACCUUCGGCUACGGAUACGAGUACAUGGGUUUGAACGGGAGGCUGGUCAUUACGCCGCUCACAGACCGGAUUUACCUGACCCUUACUCAGGCACUGUCCAUGUAUCUGGGAGGGGCCCCUGCUGGCCCAGCAGGUACUGGCAAAACCGAGACCACCAAGGAUCUAGCCAAAGCCCUGGGCCUGCUCUGUGUUGUAACCAACUGCGGCGAAGGCAUGGAUUAUAAGGCCAUUGGGAAGAUUUUCUCUGGCCUCGCCCAGUGUGGGGCCUGGGGCUGCUUUGACGAGUUUAAUCGAAUCGACGCCUCUGUGCUGUCGGUCAUCUCGUCCCAGAUUCAGACGAUCCGAAACGCUCUGAUCCAUCAGGUGACUACGUUCCAGUUUGAAGGGCAGGAGAUCUCCCUGGACUCGAGAAUGGGCAUCUUCAUCACCAUGAAUCCCGGCUACGCUGGCCGCACGGAGCUGCCCGAGUCCGUGAAGGCCCUCUUCAGGCCCGUGGUGGUGAUCGUGCCCGACCUGCAGCAGAUCUGUGAGAUCAUGCUCUUCUCGGAGGGCUUCCUCUGGGCCAAGACACUGGCCAAAAAGAUGACUGUCCUGUACAAGCUGGCCCGGGAACAGCUCUCCAAGCAACACCACUAUGAUUUUGGACUGAGAGCCCUGAAAUCGGUGUUGGUAAUGGCUGGAGAGCUGAAGAGAGGCUCUUCGGAACUUAGAGAGGAUGUGGUGCUGAUGAGGGCCCUUCGAGACAUGAAUCUGCCCAAGUUUGUAUUUGAGGACGUCCCUCUUUUCCUCGGUUUGAUUUCCGAUCUGUUUCCUGGACUGGACUGCCCGCGUGUUCGCUACCCCGAUUUUAAUGACGCCGUAGAGCAGGUGCAGCAGGAGAACGGCUACAUUGUCUUACCUGUCCAGGUGGAUAAAGUGGUUCAGAUGUUCGAGACCAUGUUGACCCGCCACACGACCAUGGUGGUGGGGCCCACGGGAGGGGGCAAGUCCGUCAUCAUUAACACCCUGUGUCAGGCCCAGACCAAGCUCGGGCUGAUGACGAAGUUGUACAUCCUAAACCCCAAAGCCGUGAGUGUCAUAGAGCUCUAUGGCAUCCUGGACCCCACCACCCGAGACUGGACAGACGGGGUGCUGUCGAACAUCUUCCGGGAAAUCAACAGGCCGACGGAUAAGAAGGAGCGAAAGUAUAUUUUAUUUGAUGGUGAUGUGGAUGCUCUGUGGGUGGAAAAUAUGAAUUCUGUGAUGGACGACAACAGGCUGUUGACGUUGGCCAAUGGUGAGCGCAUUCGGCUUCAAGCGCACUGUGCUCUGCUCUUUGAGGUUGGAGAUUUACAGUAUGCCUCUCCUGCAACUGUGUCUCGAUGUGGAAUGGUUUAUGUGGAUCCUAAGAACUUGAAAUAUCAACCGUACUGGAAAAGAUGGGUUAAUCAAAUACAAAACAAGGCAGAGCAAAGCAAUUUAGAGAGUCUCUUUGAGAAGUAUGUGCCCUAUCUCAUCGAUGUGAUUGUGGAAGGGACAGUGGAUGGAAGACGAGGCGAGAAGCUGAAGACCGUCGUUCCGCAGACAGACCUAAAUAUGGUAACCCAGUUAACCAAGAUGUUGGAUGCACUACUCGAAGGAGAAAUAGAGGAACCAGACCUUCUGGAGUGCUAUUUCUUAGAGGCUCUGUACUGUUCUCUGGGGGCUGCUCUGCUCGAGGAUGGAAGGAUUAAAUUUGACGAGUGCAUUAAACGCCUUGCUUCUUUGCCUUCUGUUGAUACGGAAGGGGAAUGGGCCAGCCCCGGGGAGCUGCCAGGUCACCUCCCAACCAUGUAUGACUUUCAUUUCGAUUCUGCGCAGAAGAAAUGGAUACCGUGGAAUAAAUUAGUUCCUGAAUACGUUCACGUCCGCGAGAGGAAAUUUAUCGACAUCCUGGUUCAUACAGUGGAUACAACACGCACCACCUGGAUGCUGGAACAGAUGGUCAAGAUCAAGCAGCCGGUUCUUUUGGUUGGGGAAUCUGGCACCUCUAAGACAGCCACUACCCAGAACUUCCUCAAAAAUCUGAACGUGGAGAUGAACAUUGUGUUGAUAGUCAACUUCUCCUCCCGCACCACAUCUCUGGAUAUCCAAAGAAACUUGGAAGCAAACGUUGAGAAGCGAACCAAAGACACAUACGGCCCGCCCAUGGGAAAGCGCCUCCUGGUGUUCAUGGACGACGUGAAUAUGCCAAAGGUGGAUGAAUAUGGCACACAGCAGCCGAUUGCCUUGCUGAAACUGCUGUUGGAAAAAGGCUACCUGUAUGACCGUGGGAAGGAGCUAAACUGCAAAAGCAUUCGAGACCUUGGCUUUAUUGCUGCGAUGGGAAAAGCUGGAGGAGGCCGCAAUGAAGUUGAUCCGAGAUUUAUUUCGCUGUUCAAUGUCUUCAAUGUACCAUUUCCUUCAGAGGAGUCUUUGCAUUUAAUUUAUUCCUCCAUUCUGAAAGGCCAUACCUCGGUGUUUCAUGAAAGCAUCAUGGCUGUGAGUGACAAGCUGACCUUCUGCACAUUGGCGCUUUACAAAACCAUUGUGCAGGACCUGCCUCCCACACCAUCCAAGUUCCAUUACAUCUUUAAUCUUCGGGACCUCUCAAGAAUUUUUAAUGGUCUUCUCCUCACUGAUCCGGGGCGGUUCCAGACGGUGACCCAGAUGGUGAGAGUCUGGAGAAACGAGUGUCUGAGGAUCUUCCACGACCGAUUAAUCAAUGAAACAGACAAGCAGCUGGUACAAGACCACAUAGGCAACCUGGUUAUGGAACAUUUUAACGAUGAUAUGGAGGUGGUGAUGAGGGAUCCCAUCCUGUUUGGAGACUUCCGGACGGCCCUGCAGGAAGAGGAAACACGCAUUUAUGAAGAUAUCCAGGAUUACGAGGCAGCCAAGGCUUUGUUUCAGGAAAUUCUUGAGGAGUAUAAUGAAAGCAACACCAAGAUGAACCUGGUUCUCUUUGACGAUGCCCUGGAACACCUAACCCGCGUGCACCGCAUCAUCCGAAUGGACCGCGGCCACGCCCUGCUCGUGGGGGUCGGAGGCUCAGGGAAGCAGUCUCUCUCCAGGCUGGCCGCCUUCACAGCCGGCUAUGAGGUGUUUGAGAUCCUCCUGAGCCGAGGCUACUCGGAGAACAAUUUCCGGGAAGAUCUGAAGAACCUUUAUCUCAAACUUGGGACCGAGAACAAAAGGAUGAUCUUCCUGUUCACGGACGCCCACGUGGCCGAGGAGGGCUUCCUGGAGCUCAUCAACAACAUGCUGACGUCAGGGAUCCUACCCGCGCUUUUCCCAGAAGAGGAAAAGGAGUCUAUCCUCAGUCAGAUUGGACAAGAAGCUCUGAAGCAAGGGACGAGCCCGGCCAAGGAAUCCGUGUGGCAGUACUUUGUGAACAAGAGCGCAAAUAACCUGCACAUUGUCCUGGGCAUGUCGCCGGUGGGGGACACCCUGAGGACGCGGUGCAGAAAUUUCCCAGGUCUUGUAAAUAACACCGGUAUCGACUGGUUCAUGCCCUGGCCCCCUCAAGCCCUGCAUGCAGUCGCAAAGUCAUUUCUAGGGACUAAUCCGAUGAUCCCAGUGGAAAACAUAGAUGGUGUGGUAGAGCAUGUUGUGUUGGUCCACCAGUCCGUGGGUGAAUUCAGCAAACGAUUUCUACAGAAACUGAGGCGUAGCAACUAUGUAACUCCCAAAAAUUACCUUGAUUUUAUUAACACGUAUUCAAAGUUACUGGACGAGAAAACUCAGUGUAACAUAGCCCAGUGCAAGCGUCUGGAGGGGGGGCUGGACAAGCUGAAGGAGGCCACCAUCCAGCUGGAUGAGCUGAACCAGAAGCUGGCCGAGCAGAAGGUCGUACUGGCGGAGAAGUCGGCCGCCUGCGAGGCCCUGUUGGAGGAGAUUGCCACCAACACGGCCAUAGCUGAGGAGAAGAAGAAGCUUGCAGAGGAAAAAGCCAUGGAGAUAGAAGAACAAAACAAGAUCAUUGCGGUGGAGAAGGCUGAGGCCGAGACAGCCCUCGCCGAGGUCAUGCCCGUGCUGGAGGCUGCCAAGCUGGAACUGCAGAAGCUGGACAAAUCCGAUGUGACUGAGAUUAGGUCCUUUGCUAAGCCCCCCAAACAGGUGCAGACGGUGUGUGAGUGCAUCCUCAUCAUGAAAGGGUAUAAGGAGCUCAACUGGAAAACUGCCAAAGGCACGAUGUCUGACCCCAAUUUCCUGAGGUCUCUGAUGGAGAUUGAUUUCGAUUCAAUCACCCAGAGCCAAGUUAAAAAUAUUAGAGGCCUCUUGAAGACUCUCAACACCACAACUGAAGAAAUGGAAGCUGUGAGCAAAGCAGGCUUGGGGAUGCUGAAGUUUGUGGAAGCUGUAAUGGGCUACUGUGACGUUUUCAGAGAAAUCAAGCCCAGAAGAGAGAAGGUGGCCAGGCUGGAGCGGAACUUUUACCUCACUAAACGUGAACUAGAAAAGAUCCAGAAUGAGUUGGCAGCGAUCCAGAGAGAACUGGAGGCUCUGGGGGCCAAAUACGAGGCAGCCAUUCUGGAAAAGCAAAAGCUGCAGGAAGAAGCCGAGAUCAUGGAGAGACGGCUGAUCGCUGCUGACAAGCUCAUCUCGGGGCUGGGGUCUGAGAACAUCAGGUGGCUGAAUGACCUGGACGAGCUGAUGCACCGGCAGGUGAAGCUGCUGGGGGACUGCCUGCUUUGCUCGGCUUUCCUGAGCUACGAGGGCGCGUUCACGUGGGAGUUCCGUGACCAGAUGGUCAACCAAGUUUGGCAGAAUGACAUCCUGGAGCGGGAGAUUCCCCUGAGCCAGCCCUUCCGGUUAGAAAACCUGCUCACGGACGAUGUUGAGAUCAGCAGGUGGGGCUCCCAGGGACUGCCCCCCGAUGAGCUCUCGGUUCAGAAUGGCAUCCUUACCACCCGGGCCAGCCGGUUCCCCCUCUGCAUCGACCCCCAGCAGCAGGCCCUCAACUGGAUAAAGAGAAAAGAGGAGAAAAAUAACCUGCGGGUUGCUUCCUUCAAUGACCCCGACUUCCUCAAGCAGCUGGAGAUGGCCAUAAAGUAUGGGACCCCUUUCCUGUUCCACGACGUGGACGAGUACAUCGAUCCGGUGAUCGAUAACGUCUUAGAAAAGAAUAUCAAAGUCUCCCAAGGACGGCAGUUUAUCAUCCUGGGGGAUAAGGAGGUGGAUUACGACUCAAAUUUCAGACUGUACCUAAACACCAAGCUGGCCAAUCCCAGAUACAGCCCGUCUGUGUUUGGGAAAGCCAUGGUCAUCAACUACACCGUCACACUGAAGGGGCUCGAGGACCAGCUGCUGAGCGUGCUGGUGGCUUAUGAGAGGCGCGAGCUGGAGGAGCAGCGGGAGCACCUCAUCCAGGAGACGAGUGAGAACAAGAACCUGCUGAAGGAUCUGGAAGACUCCCUCCUUCGGGAACUGGCGACCUCCACGGGGAACAUGCUGGACAACGUGGAGCUGGUGCAGACCCUGGAGGAGACGAAAUCCAAAGCCAUGGAGGUGUCGGAGAAGCUCAAGCUGGCAGAGAAGACAGCCUUGGACAUCGACAGGCUGCGGGACGGCUACCGGCCGGCCGCCAGGAGGGGGGCCAUCCUGUUCUUCGUGCUGUCCGAGAUGGCCCUCGUGAACGCCAUGUACCAGUACUCCCUCAUCGCCUUCCUGGACGUUUUUGGCUUGUCACUUAAGAAGUCGCUGCCCGAUUCCAUUCUCAUGAAGCGACUAAAGAACAUUAUGGACACACUGACCUUCAACAUCUAUAACUACGGUUGCACAGGGCUGUUUGAGAGGCACAAGUUACUCUUUUCUUUCAAUAUGACGAUCAAGAUAGAGCAAGCGGAAGGCAGAGUCCCGCAGGAAGAAUUAGACUUCUUCUUAAAAGGAAACGUUUCCCUGGAGAAAAGCCACCGGAAAAAGCCCUGUGCUUGGUUGUCUGACCAGGGAUGGGAAGAUAUCAUGCUCUUAUCAGAAAUGUUCUCGGACUCCUUUGGGAAUCUUCCCGAUGAUGUUGAGAAACAUCCCGCUGUCUGGCAGGAGUGGUACGACCUGGACUCCCUCGAGCAGUUUCCAUUCCCCUUGGGUUACGAUAGCAGCAUCACCCCUUUCCAGAAGUUGCUUAUUUUGCGCUGCUUCCGCGUGGAUCGGGUGUACCGGGCGGUGACUGACUAUGUGACUCUAACCAUGGGAGAGAAGUACGUGCAGCCCCCGAUGAUCAGCUUCGAGGCCAUCUUUGAGCAGAGCACUCCGACCUCGCCCAUCGUGUUCAUCCUCAGUCCCGGCUCUGACCCUGCCGGUGACCUUAUGAAAUUAGCCGAGCGCAGCGGUUUUGGAGGAAACCGCCUCAAAUUCCUCGCCAUGGGUCAAGGUCAAGAAAAGCUGGCCCUACAGCUACUGGAGACGGCGGUGGCCCGCGGGCAGUGGCUGAUGCUGCAGAACUGUCAUCUCCUGGUCCGCUGGCUGAAAGAUCUGGAGAAGUCCCUGGAGAGGAUCAGCAAACCCCACCCAGACUUCCGCCUGUGGCUCACCACAGACCCCACCAGGGGCUUCCCCAUUGGGAUUCUGCAGAAGUCUUUGAAGGUUGUUACGGAGCCACCCAACGGGCUGAAACUCAACAUGAGAGCGACUUACUUCAAGAUCUCUCCUGACAUGCUGGAGCAGUGUCCGCACCCUGCUUUCAAGUCCCUGGUCUACGUGCUGGCGUUCUUCCACGCGGUGGUGCUGGAGAGGAGAAAGUUCGGGAAGAUCGGGUGGAACGUGUACUAUGACUUCAAUGAGUCUGACUUCCAGGUCUGCAUGGAGAUUCUGAACACAUACUUAACAAAAGCCUUCCAGCAACAUGACCCUAGGAUCCCGUGGGGCAGCCUCAAGUACCUGAUUGGAGAGGUCAUGUAUGGAGGACGGGCUAUCGACAGCUUUGAUCGGCGCAUCCUGACCAUCUACAUGGACGAGUACCUGGGAGACUUCAUUUUUGACACUUUCCAGCCAUUCCACUUCUUCCGGAAUAAGGAGGUGGACUAUAAAAUCCCCGCCGGUGAUGAGAAGGAAAAAUUUGUUGAAGCCAUUGAGGCCCUCCCACUGACCAACACGCCUGAAGCGUUUGGUCUUCAUUCCAAUGCCGAGAUUGGAUAUUAUACUCAGGCGGCUCGAGACAUGUGGACUCACCUGCUGGAGCUGCAGCCUCAGACAGGGGAAUCCAGCAGCGGCAUCAGCCGAGAUGAUUACAUUGGCCACGUUGCCAAGGACAUAGAGAACAAGAUGCCCCAAAUCUUUGACUUGGACCAGGUCAGGAAGCACCUCGGGGUGGGACUCUCCCCCACCUCGGUGGUGCUUCUGCAGGAGCUGGAGCGCUUCAACAAGCUCGUCACACGGAUGUCCAGGUCUCUGGCUGAACUUCAGAGGGCCUUGGCCGGAGAAGUUGGAAUGAGCAACGAGUUAGAUGACGUAGCCAGAUCUCUCUUCCUCGGGCAAAUCCCUAGUAUCUGGAGAAAGCUGGCCCCUGACACAUUAAAGUCCCUUGGAAACUGGAUGCCCUACUUCCUGCGGCGGUUCAGCCAGUACACAUCGUGGGUCACUGAAAGUGAGCCCGGCGUGAUGUGGCUCUCGGGGCUGCACAUCCCGGAAUCCUACCUCACGGCCCUGGUGCAGGCCACCUGCCGGAGGAACGGCUGGCCGCUGGACCGCUCCACCCUGUUCACGCAAGUGACCAAGUUCCAAGAUGCAGAUGAAGUGAACGAGCGGGCAGGACAAGGAUGCUUCGUCUCAGGACUGUAUCUCGAAGGCGCUGAUUGGGAUGUGGAAAGAGGAUGUCUUAUCAAGAGCAAACCAAAGGUGCUGGUGGUCGACCUGCCGAUUCUGAAGAUCAUCCCCAUCGAAGCCCAUCGCCUCAAACUACAGAACACCUUCCGGACGCCGGUCUAUACCACCUCCAUGAGAAGGAAUGCCAUGGGAGUUGGCCUGGUGUUUGAAGCCGAUCUCUUCACCACAAAGCACGUAUCUCACUGGGUGCUGCAGGGGGUGUGCCUCACCCUGAACUCCGAUUAA